This is a messenger RNA of Mercenaria mercenaria, 2006 nucleotides long. Its product is annotated as ciliary-associated calcium-binding coiled-coil protein 1-like. NCBI's taxonomy places the organism in Eukaryota, Metazoa, Mollusca, Bivalvia, Venerida, Veneridae. The transcript has 10 exons. The coding region runs from base 213 to 1268 and encodes 351 amino acids. The record is from RefSeq and is a predicted model, not a curated record.
GAUGAAGGCGUUAGCCGAAACGUUGAUGAGAUAAAAAAAAACUAUACAUAAUACGUGUUGUUGUUGAAAUACCUAUCUCAAUAAUAUUGACGUCAUACGAUGAUAUCACUUGACGUUAGUUCUAUAGAAACGACGUCAGACCUUAUUUUAAAAGAUGGCUCACAUAAAUGACAUGGAUUGGACCUAAGAAUUGAAAACUUUUUCUUUCUUCCAUGGCAGGUGCUGAUAGGCGGAGGAUGAGCAAGAAAGGCGGCAGGGCAAAGGGGAAAUCAUCAAAGGAUGAUGAUGGAGAUGAUAAAGAAUCCCUGGCUUACAAGGUGCUUACACAAGAACAGACAAAUGAGCUGAUGCCCAUGAAUGUUAAUCAAAUACAGGAUAAACUGAAAGAGAUAUUUAGUUUGGAAAACAACGGAGUAGACCUCACACAAGCCUCUAUAUUAGAUUAUUACACAUCAGCUGUGUACUGGGGAAUACAACAGAAAUUCACUGCCCAACAGUUGUCUGGAUUUUUUACAGUUGUACAUACUUUACUGGAAAAUGUAAAAGAUAAACAGAUGAGUAUGAUAGAGAAUUCUAUUGAGCUCAACAAAAUGUUCGCAGGUAUUGGAUUAGAUGAUGUGAAGUCAGGAGGUCUGGACUGCUUUAAUGUACAACAAGCUAAACAGGCUACACAAUACAUAUACACUACGUUAUUUCAGCAUUACAGACUAUUCCUGUUUAUGUUCACUCACUCACAAGCUGAAGAGAUUAUUGGGACAGAUUUGGAUGUAGAGGUUUCCAAGGCAGCCGAUGUUCCGUUCCCACCCCCACUAGAUGAAGGAGUAUCAGAAGAUAUGUUUAAAGAUUAUAUUGCUACCCCUCCCCCAUCACCCUCUCCAGAGCGUAAACCGAGAGAAACAAAAUCUGCUAAAUCAAGGGAAGCAACCCUGAAUACCCCAAAAUCUCGAGGCUCAACUCCAAGAUCAAGGGGUGCAACUCCAAAAUCUAGGGGUUCAGCCUCAAAAUCUAGGGGCUCCUCAAGGGGGUCAGCUUCUAGAAAGAAAGUAGUGCCAGAGGAAGAGCAACCUGAUGCUGCAAAAGAAUUGGAGGACCAGGUUUCACAGUCAGAUCUUUUUGCCGAACUAACACCAGAGGAUAUCCGCGAAGUUGUUGAAAGUGUUACAAAGGAAAUGCUUGGUAAUUUACAGAGUGAAAUUGCAUUAAAAUUACAAGAUAAAGAGAGUCAAAUCAUUCAACGGAUAAACAAAAUACACAAAGUGGCUGAAUAAGUAAUGUCAUUUGAAGUACCCACAUGAAAAUUUGCUUAAAGAUAAUGUUUAAAUUUUAAAAAUUCACUUAGAAGAAAUAUUGCAUUUACAUUGACAGUGUUUUUUAAAAGGUUUUAGAAUGGAACGGGAAAGUUUUAAAUUAUCUUGAAACAGGAUUAGUGAUGAAAUUUGACUGUUUAUAGGUAAAGGAAAUGCUUAAAUGUUAAGUUGUAAUUGGUGUGAAUGUGAGGUACCAUAUUUUAUAAGCUCACAAAAAUUUUAUGAAAGAUCAAAAGUAGACAUUUAGUAAAAUUUUUCAGAAUGUUUUUUUUUUUUAUUUAAAGAUGAAAAAUAAAGAUAUUAUCAGAUAGUGAUAUUUAGUGAUUAUCAAUAAAAGACUCCAUAAGUUGAAAUUGCCCUAAUAUUUCUUUUGAAUGAAAGGUAAGAAAGCAAGAUGGUUACAAUAAUUUAUCAGUUGUUUUACUAUAUGUAAGAAGAUAAAUUUCGAUUUCAGUGAUCAUAUUUCACAGUUGCGUUUUGGGCAGACCCCUUGCAAACAUUUUACAUAAAUUUGCAAAUCACACGCAUUUGAAAAUCAAAAAAUUAAUCGCUUAUAUGGUAGAUGAAGAAUUGGUACCAGAAAAAAAAAAAUUAUCUUGUGGCUUUAAGAAAACUACUGUGAUAUGUGAUAUAUUUAUGUAAAUAUUUUAUAUUGUUAUACUGUCUAUUACUGAUGAAUAAAUGUGUAGAAAAUUCUAA